AUGGCAUUUCCUCCAUUCAAUUUCCCCAAUACUUUCAGCUUCAGCUUCAUCUUCCCCUUUUCUCUCCUUAUUCUCCUACCACCGAUACCCGCCGCCGGCAACUCACCUGUUCAUCACUACGAUUCACAUCAUGCUAUCGCCGUCAACUGCGGCUUCCCCCGCAACUCCACAGCACUUAACGGCAGACAAUGGGUUGGAGAAACAGAUUCUGCUACCAUGAUCAUUUUUCAUGGACCUGCAAGUCAAUCAGUCAGCCCUCCUUACUCCAUUCACAACCUCCUCGAUCCCACUCCCUAUAGGACGGCUAGAGCUUCUCGGGCAUCCUUCACCUACACCUUCCAUGUUGGCUCCGGCUACAAGUUCAUCCGCCUUCACUUCUACCCAGUUUCAUACUCUGGUUUCAAGACGUCCACAGCCUUCAUAACCGUAAAAUCAGGUCCCUAUACACUCCUCAACAAUUUCAGUGCUUUCCUAACAGCCGAUUCUCUCGGCCUCAAAUCCAUUGUAAAAGAAUUCACCCUUUAUGUACCUGACCACAACGAGCCCUUAUCAAUUACUUUCUCCCCUUCAAGAGCAAUCCCGUCUGAUGAUACAUUUGCAUUUGUAAAUGGAAUUGAAGUUGUUCCCAUGCCGCUUGGUCUCUACUACACCAUGGAGGGAGAUGGAGGGGCUUAUGAUGCAGGGCAGAAUUACCGACUUCCCAUCGGUAUAACCAUUGCAAUGGAGAUGGCCCAUCGGUUAAACGUUGGAGGCGGCUCACUUACAUCUGCUGCA
Molecule: messenger RNA, 774 nt
Organism: Impatiens glandulifera
Lineage: Eukaryota; Viridiplantae; Streptophyta; Magnoliopsida; Ericales; Balsaminaceae
Product: receptor-like protein kinase FERONIA
Exons: 1
Molecular function (GO): protein kinase activity
Source: RefSeq, a predicted model, not a curated record